AUGAGGGAGGCUUUAGCAGGGGUGUGGUUGUGGUGUGCUUCAACAGCGCGAGGGUUAGAAAGCCGAGAGAAUGUGAGAGAGCGAAUGAGAGAAAGACUGAAUGAUAUGGCAGUUGGAAUUAUGUCAUGGUUGCCUCCGGAGUCUCUAAAAAGAUUCAAGCUCGUCAUUAGCAUUACGUCUAUAGAUGAAGAUGAUUAUGAUGAGAAUGAUCUGUAUAAAGCUGAGGUAUUCACGUUGAGUACUAAAAAUGUGGAUAAUCUCUACUUUCCACGUUCUAAAUACCAAGUGGUGUACUGUCAUGGAGUUUGUUAUUGGUACUUUUGGCAUGAGGCUUGCAUUGUUUCUUUUGAUGUUAGUGAAGAGGUAUUUCAGAUCAUACCAUUUCCAGAAAAUGCCCUGGACGCAGAGGAAGAAUGGGAAUCACUCAAUGAACGAACAAACAUUGUUGUUUGGAACGAUCGUCUUGUUCUAUUUUUCUAUCCUGAGUUGGAUCCAAUGGUUAUUGAUAUGUUAUGUGGGUUAUGGAUGCCUCUUCUUGUGGUUUUUGUGGCUCUUGUUCUUGGUCUAAAUAUCUAA
This is a messenger RNA of Humulus lupulus (European hop), 576 nucleotides long. RefSeq lists its product as uncharacterized. The coding region runs from base 1 to 576 and encodes 191 amino acids. The record is from RefSeq and is a predicted model, not a curated record. The transcript is spliced from 3 exons. NCBI's taxonomy places the organism in Eukaryota, Viridiplantae, Streptophyta, Magnoliopsida, Rosales, Cannabaceae.